Malus domestica (apple) is the source of this 876-nucleotide messenger RNA. RefSeq lists its product as uncharacterized. The record is from RefSeq and is a predicted model, not a curated record. NCBI's taxonomy places the organism in Eukaryota, Viridiplantae, Streptophyta, Magnoliopsida, Rosales, Rosaceae.
AUGAAAGAACUUAGACAAUUCAAGCACUUUCUUGGAUUAGAGGUUGAUCGCACACAAGAAAGGAUAAUUUUGUGUCAGCAAAAGUAUGCAAAAGACUUGUUGCAGAAGUUUGGGAUGCUUGAAUGUAAGCCAAUCUCAACACCGGUGGAACUUAAUGCCAAAAUGUGUGCACAUGAAGGCAAAGACUUGGAAGAUGCAACAAUGUAUCGACAAUUGGUAGGUAGUCUGAUUUACUUGACUUUGACUCGACCUGACAUUUCUUAUGCAGUUGGUGUGAUGAGUCGGUACAUGCAAAAUCCAAAUAAGCCUUAUCUAGAAGCAGUUCGACGAAUAUUGAGAUAUGUAAAAAGUACAAUUGACUAUGGUCUUUUGUACAAGAAAUGUGAAGACGGUAAGUUGGUUGGCUAUUGUGACGCAAAUUUUGCAAGAGAUCAUGACACCAGGAGAUCAACCACUGGGUAUGGUUUCAAAAUUGGUUCUGGAGUAGUUUCGUGGUGUAGCAAGAGACAACCAACAAUGUCUCUGUUAACUACAGAAGUAGAGUAUAGAGCAACAGCAAUGACAACACAAGAGAAUGCAUGGUUGGUACAGUUGAUGAGUGAUCUACAUCAACCAGUAAAUUAUGCAGUACCAUUGUACUGUGAUAACCAAUCAGCAAUUCACUUGGCGGAAAAUCUAGUCUUUCAUGCGAGAACUAAGCAUGUGGAGGUACAUUACCAUUUCAUUAGAAAGAAGGUCUUGCAAGAAGAGAUUGAGAUGAGACCGAUCAAUACAGAUGAUCAAAUUGCAGACUUGUUCACAAAAGGUUUGAGUACCGGCAAGUUCAAAAAGUUUCGUCAUCAACUCAACAUGGAGGAAAGAAUAAGCUGGUGUUGA